GGUAGCCACUGGUGGCUUGCCUUGCUUUGUAAGGGCAUCUUCUGCCUGUUGUUUUGAUAAUAAAGUCUGAGGUGAAGGACGAUCAUUUAGUAGACCACUGAAGCAUAAUCCAGAGGAGAAACAUGGGCAGGAAGUAUUGAUUCUGAUUAAUGUUGCAAGCACACCCAAUGAGCUUUCUCUAUGGAAGGAGGUGAAAAGAAGAAGAGAGGGGCCAAGAAGUACUGUUUUUGGCAACUAGAAAGAUGCCUGUCAAUCCCGAUGAGCGAGAGACGAUCUGCUGUCUUGCAAGGCCUCAGAUUAAACAGCCAUUUUAUAUCUCUCUGCUGACUCGGAAAGCGUCUCUGUGGAGGGAGCAAAGAAAGGAAAGAAUCUGACACUUCCUUCAAAUUGACUGUAUAAAAUACAAGAAUAAAACCCCAGUGCAAUACCAUUGUUAUUUUGAUUGGACCCUCACCAUACUGAGGAUCAUUGUGGAGCUUCCUGAAUUGAGGCCUGGAACGUCUUGGUGCUCAUUGCUGCCUGGGACUGUAAGCAUGAGUGAAUUCUGGUUGUGUUUCAACUGCUGCAUCGCGGAGCAGCCUCAGCCUGUCAGCUCCAUUCAGAACCAAAUGCAGUCCAAGGGGGGCUACGGAGGAGGCAUGUCUGCCAACGUGCAGAUGCAGCUGGUGGACACGAAGGCCGGAUAGCCCUGGUCUCCUCUCGGUCAUUGUGAAUUUCUGUAUUAUCUCUGUCCGCUGUUCUAUCUUUUUUUUUGGUCUUGUGAUUGCGUUUCUUUUAUUUUUAAUGAUACAAGAGAAGUGUGACGGCAGCCGCUCACCUUGUGAUUCUCCAGUGAGACGUUACCGUUCUGCUCCCUCCGAAGACGCCGCCGCCAGGCAAACCCCGCACUUCCUUCACCCGGCAUGCAUGCCUUUACACUCUGGACAGAGUUCUUUGGAUCGUAGCUGAAUUCUCAAUGUUGAACCAACGUGGAUCUGAUCUUAGCAUGAUCUUUCUUGUGAAUGCUAGCAUCGUUUUGCAGUUGUUGCUGUUUUUUUUCCCCCCAUUUAAAACCUUUUCUUUCUGCCUCUAACCCUUUGCCUUAGGAUUUUACUGGUAAGCAAUGGCCUGUGAUGGUUUUGUUCACUUGUCACCAGGUGUGUAUAUUUUGGAAGGUAUAAGACCCACAAGCACAAUGAUCAUUUUUAUUUGUUUGAAACGUCAGCAGAUGUCUGCAUGCUUUAUGGAGUUGCUUUGAUGGGAGCCCACGGCGGGGCAGAGACAAGCAGCCCUGGGCUGCCAUGGGCCGACGAUCCUGCUGCUAUUCGAGAUAAUUUAGCUGUGGCACUGAGUCACAUCAGUUCUGUAGACAAAGACAACUGUAGCUUCUUUAGAAGUAUAGCUUUUUGGUUUUUUUGAUUAGCGCUGCAAUAAGAGAAAGCGUGCAUUCAUAAGGCAUUCAUUUGGUUGUAAAUGUUGAGUGUAUUUAUUUGGAGAGCAAGGGCCUGUGGUUGUGAACAGGUGUGGUUGCGUAUCUGAGUGUUGUGCUGAAAUGCGCAUCGUCUGAUUGUGAGCACAUUCAUUCUUUGUGUACUCAGUCUCUCGUUUUUUUACUUGUAUCCUGGUUCACAUUUUGGCAUCCAUUUGUUUCUGCAAGUAGCCUGUUGAACGUCUAGCCUCGGUUUUGAACGGCAACCAGUAGAGUCAUUGGACUUGGGUAUUGCACAUAGUUUGGAGGCCAGGAAUGUUGCCGAGAUCAAGGCCGUGGCCUGGUUAGGUCACAGCGGUGCGAGCCCGCUACGCAGUGAGUGUGACGGUUUCGGCAAGAGGUCUUUGCUCAGGUUCCAAAGGAUGUUCAUUGCUCACCAAUUUUGUAUACUUCAAAUAUUCCCAUAAAUGUUCCUCUUCCCUACUAGAAUGAAAUGUCAAGCCAAAAUGAGUGAUUUAUGUUGCUGAAGUGUUGAAACCCCAUGUCCAGUUCAGGCCUGACCACCUGCUGGCCACGAGGAAUGGUUCCCGCAGUGCUGCGCUCCCGGAGGGCCUCUGUAGGAGAGGAGGGCUUGCCUGCUUCUAGCCCUUUCGCUCCCCUCUUCCCCUUCUUGCGGAAUAAUAGCAAGAAGCGCUAGCUUAGGCCAAGGUGGAGGUACCCUCCCCGAUUCCUCUGGAUUAGUUCACCAGUCCAGUGGGGCGCCAGGUGACCGCCAUGCUUCGGUGUCACAGUUCUGAGCCUCUGCAGGUGUCCGUCCAUAGCACUGGGAGAAUAUGUCGAACAAAAGCGUUGGGCAUUUUGCUUAAUAACUUGGUCUGUUGUGUUUGGUUGAUGGUGUGGACACUGCGUUCUGGAAUGUGCCUGAGGACCAUUGUCACUCUGCUUAGCAUUCUGCUGCCAGCAAACAUUUUCAGAUGGACUGGAUUUUCUUGCCAUUGUCAGCACUGAUGCAUUUUACGUUUUUAAAUUGGUACAGUUUUGGUAAUGUCACUUAACUCCUGGAACAACCAUACAGGGAACUUACUCCUUUUCCCCAAGUUAGAUUUGAUUUACUAUCACUUUUGCUGCUCUAAGACCCACAAGUGUUGGAGCCUGCGUCAUGGGAAGCCAAAGGCUGGCCCUCGCCUCUCCAUGUCCUGCCUUUGCCCCUGCCCUAAACUGCUUAGCACGGCCCGACCCCGGGCGCAAGAGCAAGAGCAUGGCCCACGGUGCCUGGGAAGGUGUGGGGAAAGUCAAGAAAUAAGAAAAUAACCAAGAUCAACCCUGCACAUGAGGCUUUUGGAGGCCUGAGCACUGGUGAAGGCAGAGGGCAGAUUUUCACCUUCGUCAGUGGGAUUGUCCCCUAUCCCAGUGUGUGUCAUUUUUAAGUGGAAGCUAAUAGGCUUUUCAUACGUAACAGUUACUUCAGUGAAAUGUGCUAACACCUGGCAAGCAAAAGGAACUGAAUGAAGAUUUCAUCUCCACGUGGCUCCCUGGGCAGCCACCUGCAUUCUGUAGAAGGCGUUUCUGCCAUCCAGGCAGCCAGCGCACUGGAGGCUUAGAGCGGAGGCGCUGGCCGCGGCCAGUCCAGGCAGUGCUGUUGGCGGGCCUUCACACACACCUCAUGAGUGCGUUCGCUUUCACCUCUGUUGUUAAAUUAUAGCAGUUUUAUUCUAGAGAACAAGUUUGCCUUGAUUUUGUUUAAAAUGACUUCUGCUCAGCACCCAGAAGAUAAAAUUGACAUAUUUUUAUAAUUAUAAGCAUACUUUUUUUGUACAUUGUGUUCAUUCUUGAAUAAAGUGAGUUCAGUAUUGGCUUGUAGAUAUUAAAAGGAAAGUAUUGAUUUUGAUUCAAUAAAUGUUUUCUUUCAAUCCUU
Messenger RNA from Dipodomys ordii (Ord's kangaroo rat), 3323 nucleotides. RefSeq names its product CDC42 small effector 2 (gene Cdc42se2). The coding region runs from base 534 to 686 and encodes 50 amino acids. Gene Ontology annotation, cellular component: plasma membrane. The transcript has 4 exons. The record is from RefSeq and is a predicted model, not a curated record. Lineage: Eukaryota; Metazoa; Chordata; Mammalia; Rodentia; Heteromyidae. Gene Ontology annotation, molecular function: small GTPase binding. Gene Ontology annotation, biological process: regulation of Rho protein signal transduction.